This is a messenger RNA of Lecanosticta acicola, 493 nucleotides long. NCBI's taxonomy places the organism in Eukaryota, Fungi, Ascomycota, Dothideomycetes, Mycosphaerellales, Mycosphaerellaceae. The record is from the annotation of a GenBank genome assembly.
AUGAGAGCCUCGUAUUGGCCAGGAUCGGACUACACCAUCAAGAAGCAAUGGCGGGAGCAACUCUUUCAAGUUGAGUUUGAACAUGAGCUGACAAUCCUUAAUCCGUCGCAGGUCUUUCCGAUGAGUCCGCUGGAUUUUUCACCAAGUAGCGAUGACCAGUUUGGUGUUCUCGGAAUACUUCAAGGCUUAUACAAGGAGCGUAAAGGCUCCAAGGACGAUGCCUGCGAUAUCUAUGCCGCUCAUUGGGACGAUUCGCGGUAAGUCUGGUCGGAUCAAGAUACUGUUCGAGGCAGUGUGGCAUUGGAUAUGUUUGUCACUGACAUCGUGGGAAUUUGGAAGCUGCUAUCGCUGGAAGGCCAGCUUUGUACAUGUCCAGAUGCAGAUAGGUAAGCGCAAAGCCUGCGAGGGCUCGACACCGACAGUAAGCGAGGUGGUGCUCGGCCGAGAUGCUGGCGUGACUGUGAGGCUGGCUCCAGGCGAGGCUGUCAGGUGA